UUAAUAAUCGUACUGAAUCGAAUCUGGAAGUGUCCUUUCCAGAUCUAUUCCCAUUUGAAUAAUUCCUAAAUUUACUUUGGAAGUGAUAAUGAGAAUAAAAAUGAUUAAAAGUUUCUGGCAGAUUCUAACGGAUGCAAUGGGAGCGACAACAAGACCCCAAAGUGUUCGAUGAGCGAUCGUAUUCGUACGAAUUUCACGUGAGAAUCUGAUUCUCACUCAUUUGGUGAAAUUCAAGCCGUUUUGUGUUUUGAUGAUUCCACACAAUCUGUCAAUCCGUUAAUUAGCGUGCCAUUCAAUGUUUGUGUCGUUGAGCGUGAGCUUCUUAAUUCUAUGUUUCCUGGUCGCAGCAACGGACGAUGACAUUUCCUUUUGGAGAAACACACAGAUCCUGAAAUCAGCAGUGAUAUCCUGUUGCUUCGGUACACAGCAUGGACAAGAGGAUGAAGAUGUUAGUGAAGCUGCUUUUUCAUCGGAGUGGGAUGAGUUAUUCGUGCGCACGAUGCGAGGAAGCUGGGCAGGUUUUUCGUUCGUGGUAGACUGCCACCACCAUCAGCCUCGACAGGAUCGUCCCACGACACCCUCGUACGGCAAGGAUAUAAAGUGGUCGCGUGCUUCCAAGCUCAGUCACAGCUGCGUCGAGACCCCGCACAGGCACCUACCAACACUACGAGCGAGCAACACGAUCAAACUACAAUCGCUGCUAACAGAAUCAUCCUCAAUUUGUCACGUCUGA
This is a messenger RNA of Venturia canescens, 733 nucleotides long. RefSeq lists its product as uncharacterized. NCBI's taxonomy places the organism in Eukaryota, Metazoa, Arthropoda, Insecta, Hymenoptera, Ichneumonidae. The coding region runs from base 296 to 733 and encodes 145 amino acids. The transcript has 2 exons. The record is from RefSeq and is a predicted model, not a curated record.